Messenger RNA from Durusdinium trenchii, 414 nucleotides. The record is from the annotation of a GenBank genome assembly. NCBI's taxonomy places the organism in Eukaryota, Dinophyceae, Suessiales, Symbiodiniaceae.
AUGGAUGACAUUGUGUCCACAUCGGCCUUUGACUGGGGAGACCGAAGUAGGUGGCCCAAAGCCUUUGGAGGUCUGGUUGUUGCAGCGGACGUUCUGUACGACAAGGAAGUGGUUACACCCCUGGUCGACCUUCUUGUAUACCUUGAUGCUCCAGCGAUCUUCGUGGAACCAGACAAUGUAGAGAGGCAAAGCCUCGGAUCAGUGGAUUAUUUUCAGGACAUGUUGAAGAGCAAUGGGCUCAAGUUUCGAACCGAGAAGUAUUUCAAUCCGAAGCAACCAUCUUCCCCUAUGUUAAUCAUCUCCAUAAGCUGCGAUUGCAGAGUUGGGAGGUGCAAGACCUUGCCCAAGGCACAGGCGUUCGUUACCACGAGUCUUGACGUGAAAGAAACGAAAAAGAAAGGGUCUUACUCCUAG